AUGUCUCUAUUGAUGGAUUAUUCCGCAGUCCUGAAGCCAGUCAACGAGUACAACAUUGUCGACAAGAUUAAGGAGGCCAACAAGGAGCUAUUUGCCAACGAUGAGACCACAGCAGGAGCAGCAGCAGCAGCUGGAGGAGGAGGAGCAGCAAAUGGUCAGCAGCAGGAGAAGGUAACAAAGGUAACGUUUGCCUUAAAUCUAGAGGACUAUGAACCCACCACAAACACCACCACUGGAGGAGUAGAUCAAAAAGAGGAUUCCAGUCCUAGUCCACCAGAUGAAUUGCUGAUGCAAUUGACUCAAUUGAAAUUGAAACCCAUAGCAGAAGCAGAUGAACCAUUGCCAGAAAUAGUCAAGCCAUCUAAAGAGAAGGAGAAGAAGUUAAAUCAAGUGGUAAAAGAAGAGCAGAAGCAGCAACUGGAGGACAAGCAGGCUGAGCCGGAGGAGGAGGAUGAGGUGGAGGAAGAAAUUUGUGAAGAAAUCUUGGAUUUAAGCGAACCAGCACAGAAGCCACCAGCACCACCACAACCACCACCACCAGAAGCCAUAGUGGAUGAUGACGACGAAGACGAUGAUUUCUCUGGUGUAGAUGAAGCAGAUCUGGAUGAUGAGCCAUCUUUGACGCUCAGCAAGGUAACUUCGGCCACAUCCAGUGCCCUGCAGCGACGUCAGGCAACUUUCGAUGGUGGCGACGAUUACGAUUACGAUGAAGGGGAAUCGGAUCAGAAAAGUCUCACCAAUCUGCUAACCGAAUCCGAUUGUGAGGAAGAGGAACGCACAUUGAAUGAGGCACGCCUCAAAUUGCGUCAGGCCUACAAGAGUCUCUACAAGACUCUCGAUUCCAAGGAGCAGGCCAAAAUAGAUAGAUUAACUGGCCUCCAGAAGGAGAAGCCACAGCCCGCGACACAGAGUCAUCAUAUCCAACACCAGGAUGUUGAUGAGGAUGAUGAUCUAUCGAUUAUUGUGGCCAGCUACAUACCCGAUGAUUUCGAAUUGAAUGAACAAAGCAUUUACUAUAAAAACGAAGAGGAGGAGGACGCGGAGCAGGGAGGAAGUGGAAGUGGAGUUCCACCAAUUAACCACACCAAGACUUCGACAGGGUGUCCCAAGUCCACAUCGAAGAACUUUUUCAAUACACGUCGUUUUAGUUUUCGCCGCCGGGCCAAGCCCACACCCGCAAUAUCCCUGACAUCAGCCUCGAAUCGGAGCAGCAGCAACGAUUCCAGCGCCUUGUCUCCGACCAUCAAGAUGAACUACAAGACGUGCUGCGAGCAUCGUCAUUCGCUGCAGGAGAAGCUACCCCGCUAUACGGGCUACAUGUCCGAAUAUGGUUUGAGUGCCCAGCAAUUGCAACGGCGGGAUCAGCAGAUUAGACGCAAGAAACGCUUCGCCAUGGAGCAGACUCUGAACCGCAACGAACAGGAGCUGAAGAAGAUGCAGGACAAUGAGCGGGCGUUUACCACAUGGCUGAAGAAUAAGAUGCGUUAUCCCAUCAAUAAGACCCGCAAUAUGUUCGAUGCCCACAAGAGGCGUGGCAGUGUGGCAGCUGCUGCAGUGGCAGCCGCCGCCGCCGGCAACGGCUCCAGUCCGAAUCAUCAUCAUCAUUAUCCUUCGUCAUCGGCAUCGCGUUUAAGGCGACGCGAUAGCAACGAUGAGCCUGUCAUUCAUGCCUAUCGCCAUCUUCUGGGCAGUUGGAAUAAAUAA
This is a messenger RNA of Drosophila willistoni, 1704 nucleotides long. RefSeq lists its product as uncharacterized. Bases 1 to 1704 code for a protein of 567 amino acids. The transcript has a single exon. Lineage: Eukaryota; Metazoa; Arthropoda; Insecta; Diptera; Drosophilidae. Gene Ontology annotation, molecular function: microtubule binding. The record is from RefSeq and is a predicted model, not a curated record.